AUGUGGGAUUCCGACAAAAAGCUCGACAUAAUCCUCGAGUACCCAAACCCUCCAUCCUUGGCUGCUCUCAAAUCAUUACCAGAAUUUACCUACGGAGACGAACAUGGUUUUGCGGUGCACCUCUUUUACAAUACUCUAAAAGCCCAAACAAUCGCCUUCGAUCUACUUGUCGAGUUUAACGAAAAGUUCGCACCAAAACGGCUACAAAAGGCCUCAAAGUGGCAGAGAAGAGGAGGAACCACCGCUCAGGCGGCUACCAAGAUGCCUGUCAAGACUGCCAAAACCGAACCUCACCAUGAGUCUACCCUUACAAAACCCAUCGACUGUUGGAGAAAGGGAGUGAGGAAGCCCGACGUCGCAAGACUUAGACUCAGACAGUUUCAUCAUCAAUGCACACCAUCAUCCAUCAAGUCUAUGACUAGGUCCGACUUGCUGUCGGCCUCUAACAAGGAAGCCGAUUUUGACAUCGCCGCCAAAGAGGCCUUGUGGUAG
Molecule: messenger RNA, 492 nt
Organism: Neurospora tetrasperma FGSC 2508
Lineage: Eukaryota; Fungi; Ascomycota; Sordariomycetes; Sordariales; Sordariaceae
Exons: 3
Coding region: 1-492 (163 amino acids)
Source: RefSeq, a predicted model, not a curated record